CUGGCUCUGAAACCUCACUACCUCACGACCACCGUCAAAAAAUUCAUCUUAAAAAAAUUCAUCCCGUUUGAACGCCGCCCUUCACGACCUCGACGACCUCGUCCGAACGCCGCCCUUCACGACCUCACGAUCUCGACCGAAAGCCGUCCGAACAACGGAACGACCUCGCCGGAAUCUGAAAUCAACGCGCCCCUUCACGACUCUCGACCGAACGCCGUCCGAACGACCGAACGAUCUCGCCGGAAUCUGAAAUCAGCUUACCAAGUCAUUGCUGUUUCAAUUUGGAAAGAGUUUGAGCCUACCAAGUCAAAUUUGUCCCUGAGAAUUUGUGGUUCUAUCUUGAUGGCUGCUGCUUUAAUUCUCGUUAGUGGAGCUAUGGCAAUUAAGCUUGGAUUGAAUGUUAUUGCCAGGAUCAAAGGCUAUGCAGACGCAGCACAGGCACCUGAACUGUUCACAACUGCUCCAGCCAUCGCCAUACCAAAGGCAAUCGUUAAUGCUGGCUUGAAAGCAUCCGAUAUUGAUUUCUAUGAAAUAAAUGAAGCUUUCUCUGUUGUAGCUCUUGCUAACCAGAGGCUGCUUAAUAUUGACCCCAAAAGGUUAAAUGCACAUGGUGGUGCCGUGUCCCUAGGACACCCUCUGGGCUGUAGUACUGAGACACAACAAUGGGAAGUUUGGUAUUGCUGGGAUAAGCAAUGGUGGAGGAGGUGCAUCUUCUUGUUCUUGAGCUCAUCAACGAUAGGCGUGUGGGGAGGGUGGCACCGUCAAUGUAUGAGGUCAUUAGGUUCGUGUUGUACUGUAAAUUCAAAGUUGUCCAUCCAGUAACAUAUGGAGAUUUAUAAUCAGCUUUUACUCGUUCACAUUAUCUCAAAUCUCUGGAGAGCCGUUUUCCCUUGUGAUAGAGUUUUUUGGUGCUGGAAUGUACUGUAUGUCCUUUUGUUGUGAUGAGUCUUAGUAUUCCGUUGUGAUAAAGUCUUAGUAUUCCGUUGUGAUGAGAGUUUUCUUGUGAUGAAAUGUACUGUAAACAUAUCUAUAUUUUGCUCCUUUUAUCUUUGUUGUGAUAGAGUUUUUUUGUGAUGAAUUGUACUGUAAACAUAUACUCCCUCUGUUUUAAAUUAAUUGUCUUUCUAGCUUAAAAAAACAAAAUUACGUAUUGGAAGGAAGUAGUUAUCUUACUGUCAUUCUACUCCUUAUCAGUUUUAUUAGUUAUCUUCUAAAUCUUGUAUAAUUUUCUCUCUCCUUAUCAUUUUGAUAGUUAUCAAUAUAAAUUAUAGUUGUAGUUCCAUUACUUUCACAAUAAUAAAAUAUAAACUAAUCUACAGAUUUUUAGGAUAUGUAGAUAGUUAUAAAACUAAGUAGUUGAUAAUUAUCCAAAAUGACAAUUAAUAAGAAAAAAGAAC
This is a messenger RNA of Striga asiatica, 1397 nucleotides long. The record is from the annotation of a GenBank genome assembly. NCBI's taxonomy places the organism in Eukaryota, Viridiplantae, Streptophyta, Magnoliopsida, Lamiales, Orobanchaceae.